This is a messenger RNA of Nematocida minor, 183 nucleotides long. RefSeq lists its product as uncharacterized. The transcript has a single exon. Bases 1 to 183 code for a protein of 60 amino acids. The record is from RefSeq and is a predicted model, not a curated record. Lineage: Eukaryota; Fungi; Microsporidia.
AUGCGGAUUGAUGGAAGAAAUGAAAGGAUCAAAAAUAAAGAAAGAGGGUUUGGAAGCAUCCAGCCCGUGGAAAACAGGUUUAUAUCGAUGAUAGGCGCAGAGAGCACGCAGGGGACGAAAGUCACGGUUAAAAUCUCAAAAGUUAAAUAUUGCAAAAAUAGAGGAUUUUUUGAAGCAGCAUGA